Pyricularia oryzae 70-15 is the source of this 1116-nucleotide messenger RNA. RefSeq lists its product as uncharacterized. The coding region runs from base 1 to 1116 and encodes 371 amino acids. The record is from RefSeq and is a predicted model, not a curated record. The transcript has a single exon. NCBI's taxonomy places the organism in Eukaryota, Fungi, Ascomycota, Sordariomycetes, Magnaporthales, Pyriculariaceae.
AUGCCCCGACCUCCUCUGCGUCCCAGGGCGCGUCAAAACGAACACCCCAACCCCGCCGCGUCUGCUCCCCAACAACCCUCGCCCCUCGCAGCCCCGCUUCCAACAAACAAGCAACAUGAUUCCCUCAUGAGAGACGAAGACCACGACUCAUCAAACCUAACCGAGACCGACCGCCCGUCCCUCCCGUUAUAUAACACGACCUUCCAUACAUACCGCGUCUCGCCCCUUCACAUUGGAAACGAGCCUCUCACCACCGCCCGCCUCUCCCGCCUCUCUCACGGCCUACGCGAUGCACUUGUUGGUGACGUAGUGCGCGGAGUCCAGGUACGCCUCCCCGCCGAGGAUGCCUCAGACGACCAACGAUACGGCUCCCUUGUGCUUGUCACAAUGAUGUGGGUCGAGGUGUUUGACGGAAACAACGGCCUCUUGUUGACACUUCAGUAUGAGGCUGCCGAGUGUCACGCCCUCCUCCUCCCGGGGGAAGAGGGCGUCGAUCCGUUAUCGAUGGCUUCAGCGCAGCUGCCCCUGCUUCUCAUUCGCAUGCCGCCGGCACUGAGGCUUGCUGUGAUUAAAUUUCUAGAGAGUGAAUUCGACUGCCGAAUCAGCCCGCUUGCACUGCGGGGAAGCAAUCUCGUUGAGGCGUGGGAAAACUGGGCGGAUCAAAUCGGCUUGCAGAGCUCGUCGCCUUCGGCCAUGCUAUCCAAAGAUCUUGUUUUGACGUUGGGCUUUCGAUUGCCUGCUGCCACGGAAAAGUCCGUGAUUGGGCUCAAGUCAAUUGAUGUGAUAGUUCCAGCCUCAGAUCUACGCCAGUUUGUGGGUGAGGGGCGGAAACAGGUUCAGCGCACGAACCAAGAGCGACCAUUUACCGCAGCUCUCAAGAGCUAUCUACAGGCUCACAUUGCUCUCGACAUGGAUCACCCUGCUGUGCUGCUUACAAAGGUGGCCUGCGGUGGAUUUGUCAUCUCGGAGGGUCGGCUCAAGUUGUUUGAGCCGCCUGUACCUGACAACGAAAUCAGCGAGGCUAGAUCAAAGGAGACCGAGGCUGUCGAUCAGCUACUUCAAAAGUUGUGUGCACAAUCUCGCGCCAACCGAAAGACAUUGGAUGUCCACAGCUAG